Molecule: messenger RNA, 3177 nt
Organism: Plasmodium yoelii
Lineage: Eukaryota; Apicomplexa; Aconoidasida; Haemosporida; Plasmodiidae
Product: conserved oligomeric Golgi complex subunit 4, putative
Exons: 3
Coding region: 1-3177 (1058 amino acids)
Source: RefSeq, a predicted model, not a curated record
AUGGAAAAUUUUUCAAGCGCAUCAUCAAGUUGCCAACAUGAAGAUGAUGAAGAGACAGUUGUAAAUAGUAGUAAAAAUGUUGAUAUACAGUAUACAUCCAAUAUGAAUAAAAUAAAUGAAUAUAUUGAAAAGCUAGAUAUGCUGGAUAAUAAUUUUGAUUUAAAAAUAACUUUAAAUCAACAAAGGGAAAAAGAAAAUUUUAUUAACAAUAUUGACAACAUAAAUAUCUAUAUAAAAAAACAUAUGUCAUUUAAAAAAAAGUUAAACGAAAUAAAUAAAUCUUUUAAAAAAAACUGUAACUAUGAUGCUUUUUCUAAAAUAGAAAAUGUGUACAAAACUAUAUCAAAUAUAAAUUCGUCUUAUGAAUUUAUUAUAUUAAAAAUAAAAAUUGAAGAUUAUAUAAAUAAAAUCGAAGAAAAAUUAAAAAUAAAUAAUUACAUUGAUACUAUUCCAUUUUUAAAGUUAUUUUUAGAAAUCCGGAAAAACAUAUUUAAAUAUAAUUCAUUAUAUUUUUUACAUCUUAAUGAACAAAAAUAUGAACAAAAUUUUUCCAGCUUUUUAAAUGACGAGGAUAAAACCCUUCAAAAUGAUAUGACAGAUUAUGUUAAUUAUAAAAGACCUUUAAUUUUUCAAAAUUAUUUAGAUAAAAAAAAAACACAUGAAAAAUUUCAAGCAUAUACACAAAUAUAUGAAAUAAAUAAAGACAAAAUAAAUUUGCUCAAUAGAUACUACAAUCGAGUAAAAGAGAUGAUAGAAAAUGAAAUAGUAGAAUUGAUUAAAAAAAAAGAUAUUGAAAAUGUAAAGAAUAAAAUUAACAUUUAUUUAAGUUUGUUCACAACACAAAAUAAAAAAAGCUUUGUAGAUAAGACAGACAAUACAAAUUCUACAUUAAAAAAUGGGGAAGUGAAUGGGGAAGUGAAUGGGGAAGUAAGUGGAGGCGAACGAAACGAUUCUAAAGAAAUGCCGUUUAAAGGAAGCGAAAAUAGUGACAAUUCGCAUUGUAGUAGUAAUGAAAGCGAUAGAAGUGGUGGGAAAGAGGACGAAAUAUGUGGCAAUAAAAAUGAUGUAGAUGAGUAUUUAAUAUAUUAUGAUGAAUAUUUAUUUGUUUGUAUAGUUAUAUACAAACUUGUAGAAAUAGAAAUCGAUAAAAUAAUUGAUUUGUUAAAAAAAAAAAUAGUUAGUAGUGAAGAUAAUAUUUAUAUAGAAUGCAUAAAAAAUUGUUACAAUUGUUUAUAUAAAUAUAAUUUAUAUUUUGAAAAUUUGGUUAAAGAUAAUCUAGUGUAUAUAAUAUAUAAUAGAAAAAUAGAAUUAAUAUAUAAUAAAAUAAUUAGUGUAAUAUUUCAAACAUUUUGUUCUCAAGCAAAAUUAUGUAUAAAUAGUUUUGAUGAAUUAAAAGAUUAUGAUAAAAAUAUCGAAAUAUUAUCAGUAUUAUGUUAUAAUUUUGUUAAUAUAAAAAUAUAUUUACAUGAUUUAUAUAUUAAUAAAUUUCAAAAAUUAAACAAUAUGUUUGAUAUAAAAAAUUAUAUAAAUACAAAUAUAUAUUCAAAUAUAAAUGGAAUAUAUAAAAAUAUACCAUAUAUAAAUAUUAUACAAGAUUCUAUAUGUUUUUAUAUAGAUCAUGAGAUUCUAUUUUCUAGACAUUGUAUAAAUAAAGCAUUUAUUUUGACAGAUGAUAUUAUGCUAUCUCUAAUUAAUGAUGAGAAUAAUAAAACAGUUGAACCAUUUAAUCAAAAUAUUUCAACAUAUAAUGAUGAAAUAUAUAGUAUUAACAGUGCAGGUAAUAAUAAUGAAUAUACUUCCACUUUUUUAGAAGACUCUUUUUUUAUUUUUCAAAAAUCUGUUUGUAGAAGUAUAAAUAUGAAUGAUAUUAAUAUUAUAUGUGUUUUGAUAAAUAAUAUUAUGAUAAUAAUAUCUACAACCUUAAAAGAAUAUUUAAAAGAUAAUAUAAAAACAAGUCGAAAUAUAUAUUCUUCAUUUAUUCAUGACAUAAAUAAUUUAAAAAAAUUCUCUUUUAAAAAAUUGUUAAAAAGCAUAGACAAUAAUAAUUAUACAGAAAAUAGUAAAAAUAAUAAGACUGUGCAAAUAGCUCAAAAUUUUGUAACAUCACUAAGUUAUAUUAGUUCUGAUAAUAAUAAUGAUGAUGACAAAAAAAAUAAUUUUAGCAAUAUUAGCAAUAUUAGCAAUUUUAGCAAUUAUAACGUUGCUGAUGCUUCAAACAAUUCCCAUACUACACAUUAUGGCCUAAAUAACACUUCCGAUAAAUUAUUAACAGGUCAUUCUAAAAAUAAUACAAAAACGGUUAAUAAUAAAAUAAAAAUUGAUGACAUUUAUAAUUAUUUAUCUCAAGACAAUUAUAAUAAUUUAUACAAUCCCUUAAAUAACAAUCAAGAUAAUAAUAUAGAAAAUCAAAUUAUUAAUUCCAAAUUUAGUUAUCCUCAUUGUGUUAAUAAUAUUGAAGCAUGCCAUCAGUAUAUACAAAAAUAUAAAAUUUUUAUUCAUGAUUAUUUUUCUGAACGAUUUUUACAAAAUGAUAUAUCUCAAAAAAAAAAAACUCAAAAUUAUUUACUAAUGUUUAAUAAUGCAUUGACUAAUUAUGAUAAUAUUUUAAAUGAUUAUGAAAAAUUAAAUAUAGAAAAUUGUAAAAAUUUAUUAAAUAUUUUAAAAAUACAUUUUGUUUCUCAAUUAGUAGUAAUAGAAAAUAUCAACUUUGACAUUUCUAGCGAACAAUAUUCUUAUUACCAAUUAAAUGAUCCAUAUAUACAUAAUUUAACAGUUAAGAUUAAGUUAAUUUUGCAUCAUAUAUCUCUUUAUUUUAAUCAAAACAUUUUCCAUAUAAUUGUAAACAUGUUGGCUGAAAAGAUUUGCAAAUAUAUCGAACGGAUUAUAAUGACGAAGAAAUUUAGCCUUUAUGGAUGUGUGCAAAUAGAUAACGACAUAAGAAAUCUCAUGUUAUUUUUUACUUCAGUAACAAGUAUUAAUAUAAAGAAAGAAUUCUUAAAAUUAUUGGAAAUUUGUGAAUUAUUGAAUAUAAAUGAUUUACAAGAUUUUAAAGAUUUUUAUGAUGAAAAUAAAAACAACCUAACCACAAAUGAAAUUGAAAAUAUAAUAUCACUAAGAAAUGACAUUCCUGAUGAUUUUUUAAAAUCAAUUAAGUUAUAUAUGAAUUUGAAGAUUUAG